Messenger RNA from Colletotrichum truncatum, 567 nucleotides. Lineage: Eukaryota; Fungi; Ascomycota; Sordariomycetes; Glomerellales; Glomerellaceae. The record is from RefSeq and is a predicted model, not a curated record.
UUCACCAACGAGACCGAAAAAGUAGUACACGCAGCUACCUACCUCCGAGGAAAGGCCCUCAAGUGGUUUGAACCAAUCCAGGAAGAAUACCUAAAAUGCGAGACCCUCGACGAGUGCACUACCGAGACCCGCGACAUCUACGCCAAUUUUAAAGGAUUCGAGGACGCGCUCAGGUCACUCUUCCAAGACCCCGACGAAAAGCGACAAGCCAAACGAGAUCUAGCACAACUUAAGCAGACUAAGUCCGCCAAAGACUACUCUGCUAAUUUCCGACAACUUAGCGACGAGAUCAUCAAGAUUGAUCGACCUGACGACUUUCUCCAGUACGCCGAACUCGCCAUCAAAAUCGACAACCGGCUUUUCGAACGACGAAGGGAAAGAGGCGAAAAACGACAAAACCCUAACUUAGGACACGCAUACAUCGAACGACGACAACAUGCACAAGGAGAUCCCGCACGGAUCCGCCAAAUCAACCAAGAACUAGAAGAACAGGUCGAAUCAGAAACGACCAAGAACACCCCCAACGACUCGGAAACACCUCGCGAUGUUGCCCGCCAACAUGCCUAA